This is a messenger RNA of Symbiodinium sp. CCMP2592, 2469 nucleotides long. Lineage: Eukaryota; Dinophyceae; Suessiales; Symbiodiniaceae. The record is from the annotation of a GenBank genome assembly.
AUGGACCGCGAGCGGACCAUCGACCGAGCGAGGACGCCGAGCUGUCAAGCCAAGCGACCUGCGAGCCCCAAGGCGACUCGCGACGGCACAGAGAAGGUCCGGACUCAAAGUCAGAAUUCUGCGUGGCACGAUGUCCUGGACCUGUGCAAGCGAGGUUUCUUGGCCAAGCUCGAGAUCAUGACGGGCGAGCUCAAGCAAGAGGUGAAGAACGAGCUCAGGUCCGCCGUCGCCGCUCUCCGCACGGAGGUGUCCGAAGUCAUCAGGACGCACGAAGCCCCACUCUCCCAUCAGAUGAAGGUGCUCAGCGACCAGCUGUCACGCCUCGCCGCUUUGGCCGCCGUGCCGCCACCACAGCCAGACUUUUCUCCGGUCAUAGAUCAGAUUGAUGUCAGCACGCGAGAGCAGCGCGAGAUGUCCUCCGUGCUGGGGCAUCGGCUGAGCCAGGUCGACCUGAAAAUCAACGCCUCAGGCUCCGAGCUGGCGUCCAUGGUGCAGCAGCUUGACGAUAAAGUUGCACGCCUGGCAGAAAAACAGGACGUUUCGGCGGAGAAGAUGAUUCGACUUUGCGAUUCCUCCGAUGCACUCCUUGGAGCCGCGGGCAGGAUGGCAAGGGAGCUCGACUCGCUGCAUGUGCAGGAGGUUCGCUAUCAGGAGAAGCUGGGCACGCUGCUCGAAGAUAACGUGCUGGAGCAUCUCGCCGAAGUGCGCGAGAGCGUCCUGAAUAUCGACCUCUCCGAGGUGCAAGCGGACAUCUACCGUGGUCGGAAGCAAGCGGAUGCAGAUUUCAGGACCGUGCUGGCAGAGAUUUCGCGUAUCCAGCAAGCAUUGCAGUUAGACUUUGUGCAGGUUCUGGCCGAAAAGGUGAACGACCGGUCGAGAUCUUCUGUGAUCAUGCCCAUGGAAGCGGCUAGCCCCAGCCAAAACGAAGCCCCAGCGGCCCCAGCGCUCAGCUCACUGCAAAGCCUGGCCAAGCAGGCCAAGGUUUCUCGGCGGUUACGAGAGUUUCAGACCCAGACGGAAGCCCCGCCCUGCAUGGCCGUGUGGACUCAGACGGAUCCCGUGGUUUUUGAAGACUCGGAGUCGAAGAAGAAGAAAAAGCCCCCGGUGCCCAAACGGAUGCGCACACAGCUGCCUGCGGUGAUCAAGGGUGCCGACCGCCUUGCACAGAAGGCGAAAGAGGCAUCCAUGAAGCCUCAGUACAGCGUCUUCGACCAGUACUGGGAGACAGGCAUUUGCCAGGGCAUCGCUCGCAGCACGUGGUUUGACAACAUUACACUGUUCAUCGUUUUCCUGAACGCGGUGUGGAUGGCAGUAGACACGGACCUGAACCCGGCCGCAGUGUUGACGGAGGCGUCUGUGGUCUUCCUUGUGGCCGAGAAUCUCUUUACUGCCUUUUUUGUCGGAGAGCUGUCGAUCCGCUUCGGCGCGUUCCGACAGAAGAGAGAUUGUCUACGAGACUUUUGGUUCGUCUUCGAUCUCUGCUUGGUGAUUCUGAUGAUCGCAGAGACGUGGAUUGUGCCACUGAUCAUGGUGGCCUUGGACGCUCGGCUCACUGCGGAGACGGGAACCGUGUCGAUGGUGAAGAUGGUUCGCUUGGUAAAGCUUCUGAAGCUUUCCCGGCUAGCACGGCUUCUCCAAGCGUUCCCGGAGUUGCUGAUUAUCGUGAAGGGCCUGGGCUUCGCGGCUCGAUCCGUCUCUGUCUUCUUUGCUUUCACUGUGAUCAUCGUGUAUGUUUUCGCCGUGGCAUUGCGACAGAUCCUGGAUGGAGAGGAGCUCGGCGCGCUCUACUUCGGAUCUGUCCUCGCAUCGAUGAACACCUUACUGGUGCAGUCACUCUUCCCGGAGAGUUCAGCCUUGUUCGCCGAAAUUUCGGGAACAUCCGCCGUGAUGUGGCCCAUCGUCUUCAUCUUUCUGCUGCUGAUCUCGGUGACAGUGAUGUACAUGUUGGUCGGCGUGCUUGUGGAAGUGGUUGGCGUCGUCUCGAAUGUGGAGAAGGAGAGGGCAGCUGUGGGAUUCGUCGCAGACUCAAUGCGUGCGGAGAUGGACAAGCUAGGAUACCAGCAUGGCAUGCGCAUCUCCAAGUACGAGUUUGAACAGCUCCUCGUGGAGCCACAGAUCGCGCAGGUGGUGGAUGCCGUGGGCGUAGAUGUCGUUAUCCUGUGUGACAUGUUGGAGAUCAUUUAUGAGGACGCUCAGAGGAAGGGUCAGACGGGAAUGCAAUUUGAAGAGAUUGUGGAGUUGGUCCUGAGUAUGCGUGGCUCGAACCCUGCGACGGUCAAGGACGUCAAAGAGGUAGUGAGGAUAAAUAAGAUCCUCCUCUAUGACCUCGAGAGGAAACUUACAGAGCGGCUGCGGAGCGAAGUUGAGGACUUGAAGGCCGAGAUCCAGGACUGGCAGAACGACGUCAACGAGGAAGGUGACCGUCAGCUACAAUCUGCACUGAUCGCUCAGAGUCAGGCUGCAGCCUAG